AUGCAGUCCCUCUCCCCCGAGUGCACCCCUCUCAAGCAUCGCUACGACACUUGCUUCAACCUCUGGUUCGAGGGCUAUCUCCAGCCAGCCCUCGACGGCCGUCCCGUCGCAUACCCCUCAGCCACAUCCUCCGCCCCCUCGACCCCUUCCUGUUCGUCAUCUGCUACCUCUGCAGUUGCACCUCCUCCUGCCGCCCAGGUGAACGCCGAAGAAGAGCGGAAGAGGAAGCCCUUGAUCACCUCAUGGGCUGCUUCCAUCGCUCGACGCUCUCCGAUUGCUCCCCGCCAGUCACAGCAUGCUCAUUUCGGGCAUCAUGGCCAGGCGGCCGACGGGGGCGAAGGAGCUGGCCUCGAGUCCCAAGACCAUCUUCAGGGUGGAUACGACGUGGAGGAGUUUGAGAUUGAUACGACUGGAAAGACGCGGGCGCAGAUCAAGGCAGAGGAAUAUGAGAGGGCGUGUGGCGCACUCUGGAAGAACUACCAAGGUUGUCUCCAGAAGUCUAUCAAAGAGAACGAAAGUCUUUCGGUGCUCCUCCAGCAAGCAAGAGAAGAACAUCCUCUCAAGAGCAUGGACAAGCUCGAGGGAACGGCUUGGGAUCCCAAGACAAAUCCUGCCGACGUCUUUGGAAAGGACUAG
Molecule: messenger RNA, 636 nt
Organism: Cryptococcus wingfieldii CBS 7118
Lineage: Eukaryota; Fungi; Basidiomycota; Tremellomycetes; Tremellales; Cryptococcaceae
Exons: 3
Coding region: 1-636 (211 amino acids)
Source: RefSeq, a predicted model, not a curated record